Eimeria acervulina is the source of this 1266-nucleotide messenger RNA. RefSeq lists its product as hypothetical. The coding region runs from base 1 to 1266 and encodes 421 amino acids. Gene Ontology annotation, biological process: DNA integration. The record is from RefSeq and is a predicted model, not a curated record. Lineage: Eukaryota; Apicomplexa; Conoidasida; Eucoccidiorida; Eimeriidae. Gene Ontology annotation, molecular function: nucleic acid binding. The transcript has a single exon.
AUGACUCCCGUGCAACAGAAAUAUUCCAUCUACGACCAGAAACUGUUGGCACUAGUCACAGCCCUCGACAAGUGGUCUCACCUACUUCGCGUCGCUAAGGUUACAGCAUUCGCGGACCAUCAAGCCCUCACCCACUUACGGAAGCUCCAGACGUCCAGGCCCUUGCGGGGACGCACCUCCCGGUGGUUAGAUUUCCUCGCGGAGUUUCCUGAUCUCACUAUCACCUAUCUCCAGGGUGCGCGUAAUACGGUGGCCGACGCGCUGUCGCGUCUUCCUUGUCAUUCCUCUUCACACCCGUUCUCCCCGCCCAGCCCAUCUUCGCCUCCUCUCUCGGGGUCCUUGGCCCCGCUUAUGUUAUCUCCUGCACACCCGGAUCCAGCUCCUCAUCCCCGGGGGAAGCAGGCCAACUCCCGGCGGUCGGCUAGCACUCGUCGUCGCCUGCCUCGGCCUCGUCCGCAGUCCCCUCCCGUUUCGCUCAAGGCCAACGAGUCCCCUCCUGACGGCACCGGGCCAUCCGCCAUCUUCCCCGUGCAGCCCGCCGAUUCCGCAACCCUGGAUUGGCCAGCAGCUUAUGCGAAGUGUCCCGCUUUCCGGGUCCCCUACAGCAUGGCGGUUAAGGCAGUCGGUGCACCCGUCCAAGUGGAAUUCCGCAGUCGUCUCCUAGCCUUCAGAUUUGUCACCCCUUUCCUCAGCGUUUGCAUACACGGCUUAUGGCGUAUAUGUGUUCCGCAGUUUCCUGAGUUCCCUACACACAUUCUAUAUAACCACCACGAUCACGUAACAGCAGGGAAUCGGGGUCAGAAGAAAACGUUCUUAUCUCUCAGCAAGCUUUACUAUUGGCCCGGUAUGCGCACUUACACCAACGCCUACGUGGAGUCCUGUACGCAGUGCGGCGCCUCCAAGUCCCUCAACCGAAAGCCUCCCGGCCUUCUCCAACAGUUAAUUAUUCCCUCCCGUCGUUGGAGCCACGUCAGCUUGGAUUUCAUUACCGACCUCCCGCUUACGAAGGCGGGGCAUGGAUCUAUCCUAGUGUUGGUUGACUCCCUUAGCAAGAUGGCCCACUUCGUCCCCGCCAAAAAGACAUUCACAGCCGCAGAUACCGUCGAUGUUCUCGCCGAUCGCCUUAUUCGUUAUCAUGGGCUACCCGACGCCCUCAUUUCGGACCAUGAUCCCCGUUUCCAAUCAUAUCUAUGCCAGCAGCUGUGCAGCUGCGCUCAGCUGCUUGUUAAUGGAAGCGUAGGAGGCGUGAGAGCCAAGAAUGAUUGA